Molecule: messenger RNA, 4962 nt
Organism: Malassezia globosa CBS 7966
Lineage: Eukaryota; Fungi; Basidiomycota; Malasseziomycetes; Malasseziales; Malasseziaceae
Exons: 1
Coding region: 1-4962 (1653 amino acids)
Biological process (GO): metaphase/anaphase transition of mitotic cell cycle; protein K11-linked ubiquitination; anaphase-promoting complex-dependent catabolic process
Cellular component (GO): anaphase-promoting complex
Molecular function (GO): molecular adaptor activity
Source: RefSeq, a predicted model, not a curated record
AUGGCACACAGUAGCACACAUGUUCUGCAUGGCCAAUGGGAUGCACCUGUGUCCGGCGCCUUGGGUGGCGUCAGCCUGUCUUGGCAUGCGCACACCCUCGAGCUGCGUCGUGGUGCGCGCGUUGAGCAUGUCUAUUCCUUCAAGGAACAUGUGCGCGAUGCAUGCACUACCUUUAUGAAUGAUCAGCCAGCCUUGUGCAUCGUGCUCGAUCGCAUGUUGUAUGUGCACAUGCCGCGUGUUGGCGAGGCUUUCACCGUACCAUUAACAUUUUGCACAGCACGUGUGUUUCCGCUGCAAAAAGGCAUUCUUCUCGUGCGUGAUCAGCGCGCGCACGAUGGCGCCAGUGCUGGUCCACAGGCGUAUUUCUUGCAAGGCGUGUUUGAUCAUCUAUCGAGCUGGGCGCUCGUCGAGUCUAUCCAGACGGAUGCCGUCCACGGCACAUUCCAGUCUUUUCCCGAGCUUGGUGAGCAUAUCAUACAUGUAGAUCCGCUAACGUCGCUCAUCGUCACUGCGCGCGCCGACGCCUUGCGUCUUUAUACGUACCGGACGUCGUCGGAUCCCUUACGGCACACGUCGCCACCAGCGACGCAAGAUCCAGAGCUCCUGCGUCCAAGAAAAGUCGCUCGAAGAUCUAGUGCGCGCCGAUCUCGUCGUUCGAGUCGACAUGUGAGUGAGCCCAUGUUGUCGCGGCGUGUCUCGGACCUGGGUACAUCGUUCUCGAUGCUUCCUGUACCGGAGCCGCGACCCCCGCCACCGACCAACCCAGCAGCAACAGCAACAGCAAAGACAGCCGCAUCAGCGCCAUCUCUUGCUGCGCCUGCCGCGGCUGCUUCAACAACAUCAGCGGCGGCUACGAUGGCACGCCGAGCAACGGGGCCACCAGCUUCGUCCAUGUUCCUCGAUGGAGCUGAUGCAUCACUUGCCUCUGUUGGUGAUGUGAAUCCCCUCUUUUCCGAUUUCGCUCGUGGACAUGCGUAUGUUGCACUCCUAGACGACAUCAGUGUGCCACGCCUCCUGCCACAUGCCAAUGCCAGCGUGAUGGAUGUGCAUGCGUUUUCCAUGGAUUCUCUUCUCUACAUGGUCAUUCCUUCCUGCUCGCGCAUAUUUUGCCGACACAUCAUCGCUGGUCCACGCAUCGCACCGCCCGUACAUACACGCGCCGACGCUGUGCUGGCAGCGCGUGAUGCAUGUCUUGUCUCGAUCGUGAGGCGCCAUGAUGCGAUGGCACUUUUGCAUGAAGAUGGUCGCUUGGUCAUCGCAUGCGGACCGCCGGGAACGGCUGCGUGCGUAGAGUGGGGUCGUGGCAUCGAUGCAGUCCGGUGCCGGGGCGAUUUGGAGGUGUGCGUACAGGGCCAAUGGUCACCACGUCCCGUUUUCAUGCGCCCAGCUUGUGAGCUGACCGCGCACAUCCUCGAGUCGCUGUGCCUGUCCCUACCGACACGUGCGUCCAGUGAGAUUCUUGCGCGUUUCCUCGAGCGCCGUCUCCCCACAUGGCAAGGUCUUGAACAUGCGCUGUGUAUGGAGCCGAACGACCGUGUCCAUGAGGCGGACGAAAUACUUGCGUGCCUCGGUCUUUCUCCAGCCGUACAGGAAGGUUCUUCCAAGGCCCGUUCAAGUGCAGCCGCCGCCGCUGGAGUCGGAGCGGGCAUGGGCGUGGGCACAGCCGUCACUGCUGGCUGUGGUCAUCCAGGCUCGACCACGACAAGCGUCUGUGCGUUUGAUGCGUACGUCGCGAUGGCACUUCACAUGCUUGCGCAAGACUCGUUCCUUGACGUGCAUCGUCGUCGUACACAUACACCGAUACUCGUGCAGCUUCUGCUCCGCAUCGUCGAGCGGCUUGGAUGGACUCGCUGGUCCGAUGCAUGGACACGUCUCGUGCCAGUGGCGUCACAGACGAUUCGGCCGCCUGCUGGUCCUGCGCCGCCCGAGCAUCUGUACGUGCUGCUGGAGCGUGCCACACGGGGGCACCCACCCUCCCUUACAGCGUACGCGGACGAUCUUGCAUCGUCGCUGCAUCUUGAGCCCCUUUCCAACAUUCGCACUUGCUGCACCAUGGCGGCAGCUGUCCUGGACGUGUAUGCCGUCCUGGCCGAGGCCACAAGCGCACAGCCCGUAGCCGAUGCGAUCUUGCAGCACAGACUUCGCACCUCGUGCCUGCCGCCAGGCAUAGCCCUGCCCCUCGAAGAAGUUCUUCGCACAUGCCAGCUGGAUCCGCCGCGCGAUGCGAGUGCGGACAUGUACACACUCCUGCGGCGUGCGGAUGCGAAAGCAGCGGCGUUUGGCGCUCCGCCAGCGACGGUGCCUGCAUCGAUGCUUACUACGCUAGCACCUGGACUCGAUCCGCUCAGUGCGCAGAUAUUCCAUGCCGAUUUCCGACUCCUGGACGUCGCGCGCAUGCUCAUGACGACACACCCACACACUGCGCGCAUGCCGGUCGAUGUGGACGAUGCUGCGGCUGCCGCCUCGUCGCUGCCGACGUCCGCCAUGGCGACGGCCAUGGCGAAAGCGCUCGCCGAACGGACGAUGGCACAGUGUGUGGGCCGGGGUCUCUUCCGCUAUGCGUCGCGCCCUCUGCGGACGACCGGCACUUGGCGCACGCCGCGCCUGUGCCUGACUCUGCGCACACUGCCUGAUGGGAAUCUCAUUUCCGACACCCACGCAGCGAGUGAGCUCGACUGGCCCGAGUUCCACAACGGCGUUGCAUCUGCCCUGGAGAUAGGCACAGCGCACGUCGACUCCAGCUGGAUCUUUGCGCAUGCGAGCUCGUCUCGCGGUGGGCGUGCACGGCAUGCCGGCUUCCUGCUGGGUCUUGGCUUGCAUGGGCACUUGCGGCGCUUGGGCCGCGUGCAUGCAUAUCGGUAUCUGGCACCGCGCCACACGCUCACGACGAUCGGCCUGGUCUUGGGCUUGGCCGCGUCGUUCCUUGGCUCCGGCGACACGGCCGCGAGGCAGGUCAUGGCCGUCCAAGUCGCUGCGUUCCUGCCGCCCGGCAGUGUGCCGCUUCACAUGUCGACGAUCACCCAAGCGACGGGUCUGCUGGGCAUGGGCCUCGUAUUUUGCGAGACGGACCACCGCUGGACCGCGGCACGCCUUGCGACUCAGCUCGAUGCACAAGUCGACACGGCCGAUGCGAAUGAGGCGCAUCUCGACCUGUAUGCGCAAUGUGCUGGCCUGGGCCUAGGUCUCGUGUACCUGGGCCGGGCCCGCCGCUCAGGCGGCAUGACGAGCGCGUCAGAUCACGCGUUGGUCUUGCGUCUGUGCCGCUCCGUGGCUGCAUGUGAUGAUGUGCCGCCCCUUGCGGCAGCACGCACAGCAGCGGCGUCGUGCCUUGCGCUUGCGCUGAUGUUCCUGCGCAGUGGACGUGUCGACAUAGCCGAUGCGCUCGCGCCGCCCACAGCUGCGACGCUCGCGCACAUCCGCCCAGAUCUCCUGCUGCUUCGUGCGCUCGCACGCUCGCUGAUCCUGGGCGACGCCGUGCCGGACGAUGCAUGGCUUCGUCAGACGUGUGUGUGGCAGGACCCGGCAGGCCUCGAUACACCGAGCACUCUCGCCUUCUUCCAGAUCCGUGCAGGCGCGUGCCUUGCGCUGGGCCUGCAGUAUGCGGGCACAGCCGAUGAGCGCGCACGCGUGCUGCUGUUGCGUCAGCUCAUGUUCGAAGCGCCGACGGAUGCGUCGUUCGAGGCACGUGUGGUCCAAGCGGCCUGGUCCACGCUUCAGAAUGUCGUGCAUAUCUCGCUCGCGUGUGUCAUGGCAGGCACCGGUGACGUGCAUGUGCUUCGUGUAUUGCGCGCCGCACAUGGGUGCCUGGACGUGUCGUAUGGGACACAUCUGGCGACGCACAUGGCGCUGGGCCUGCUAUUCUUGGGCGGCGGCCGGUUCUCCGUGUCCCAGUCUGACAAGGCACUCGCCAUGAUGCUCAUUGCAUUUCUCCCAAGCUUCCCGGCGGCGCCUGACGACUCUCGCGCACACUUGCAAGCUGCUCGGCACCUGAGCAUUCUCGCUCUUGCGCCGCGCCUCGUGGCAGCGCGCGAUGUGUCGUCGAACGAGGUCUGCUUCUUGCCCAUGUCCAGCGAUCAUGUGCGUCUCGAAGCGCCCACACUCGUACCAGCUGGCACACUCUCUGUGUCGACACGCAGCCGCCGAUAUUGGCCAGCCUCGUGCAUACUCGACCAUGUACAGCGCCGUGCCCCGAUAGCCGCAUCGGCCUCAUCUUCAUCUUCAUCCUCGUCGCCGUCACCCAUGCACCAAGCAGCACUCGUACACUGGCUCCAUGUCCAGCGGCGCACCGGCUUUCUCUCGUAUGCAGACGACCCGCACGGACACCGCAGCAUUUUUGCACGCACGGCCCGGUCGGCAGUCCCUCAGCUGGGCGGCGAUAUCGACGGCACAUGCAUGAUGCGCGAUCUGGCAGCAUUGAUUCACGGAUUCAAAACUGCGCCAGAAGCGCAGCUUCUCGUCCACUAUGUGUGCAGCGCAAAUGCAGGCCUUGGUGCCUUUUGCGCAUCGAUCCUCCUCGAUGGCCUCUUGCGCGAUGCACCGAUGCUUAUGCGUGUGUACUUGGCACUCUGGACGGGCACGUACGAGCAGGAUGCGAGUGACAGGGUGCUCUUUGUCCACGACACUCAACUUCUCCACGCUUGGUAUGCGUCACCUGCUGAUGCUGUUGUGCGUGGCUCACGCGAACGGCUCUUGCCUCGCGACAUGCUUGACAGUGUCCUAUGGCAGCUCAUGUGUCAACUUGCGCCGGCCCUGUCGGAGGUAGCGGCCUACGUUCGAGGCACACGUGCGCCACUCACUCGCUCCGGCGCAUCGGCGUUGGCGACUCUUCGUGCGCCGCUUCUCAGUGACCUGGAAAUCCUUCGCACAUGCUUUGCAUCGACGCCACGUCCACUGGCCGUUCAUGCACUGCGACAUGUCCUGGAUCACGACAGACUCGUACAAAUGUGUGUGGAUGCUUGGUGA